Messenger RNA from Nymphalis io (European peacock), 993 nucleotides. RefSeq lists its product as uncharacterized. The coding region runs from base 145 to 786 and encodes 213 amino acids. The transcript is spliced from 5 exons. Lineage: Eukaryota; Metazoa; Arthropoda; Insecta; Lepidoptera; Nymphalidae. The record is from RefSeq and is a predicted model, not a curated record.
GUGAAUUGACAUUCUUAUAAUUUUUUUAUUUUAUAAAUAAUGUAAAAUUAUAUUGAAAAUUAGAAAAAACCUUAUUACUUAAAAAUGGUAACCUUGGGACAAUAACUCUUUUUAUAUUACAACAAUUUGUAAAGAAUUAUUAAAAUGGCGAGUUGCUGCCCGUGUACUGGCACUGGAGGCAGCAUGGGCAUCCCCGGCAAGUCAUCCCUACCCCUCAUAUGUCUCGUGCCACGUGGCCCUGAAAAGGAGACAGCUCGGCUAGCACCGCCCCGCGCCAUGGCGGGAUCAUCCAGCACAGAUAAGAGCGAUUUCCAACUCCUCGAUGAAGACUACAUUAAAAAGAACUUCAAACUGCCGCAGCGAGCCCUUUAUCUUGAUCCUUUUAGACGGCCACUCAUCACUUUUCCCAUGACCCAAGAAGAUGUAAAGCACUUCAAUUUAGCCCGCAAAUAUAAGAUCAACCAGCAAAUUCUUGAUGGGUUCCUCGACCCUAGUGAAGCAAUAUCUGCGCCUAGUGUGUUUCCAUACGCAAAAACCGAAUCUGAAAAACGAAAAGAGGCGGAAGAAGACGAGGAGAUCAUUUAUAUUCUACAAUUACCAGACUGGGAAUACAGAUGUCCUGUCCAUAAUCAAACUGUUCGGACUCCAAGAUUUAUUUGGCAUUCGUGUAAGAAAACCGAUAAGACGAAAGGUGGCGAAUUAAAAAAAGGAAAAGGACCAUUAAAUAAACCAAAACCCUGGCUCCUGAGUAGACACACGGACUUUGACUUAUUGUCCCAAUGGUAGCACAAAAAUAUUUACUUAAAUUGCCAUCUACCAGCACCUUAUCGGGUACCUACCUGAUAGGUAGGUUCGUGUUAUUCAGUGAUGUAACCAAUUUUAUACUUACAAUAAUGUGUUAAAGUAAUAAUGACUCCGAGAAAAAAAUAUUAGUUUGAAUUUAUUUAAUUCUUUACAUUCCAUUAACAAUUUUUUGAAAUAAAACUGUUUCUG